AUAACAUGCUUUGUACAAAAAUACCAAUAUGAUAUUUGUUUUUUUAGCAUGUUGGGUAUUUCUUUUGGGGUUGCAAAAGUAUAGAAUGGGCAAAAUCACGGAGGAUACAUAAGUUUGGUUUUAAAUAUUGAUGAAAAUAAUUUUUCCUUUGUAUUAAUGACUUCUAAAUAGCUUCGAGAUAAUUAAGAUUGAUAAUUUUUGUCUUAGAUUUUUUUGUUUGUUUGUUGAUAAAACAGGUAGCUGGAAUAAAGGUAGAAAUUGUUGGAGAUGAAUAAAAUGUUCAAUAAAAUGAAAGAAGAGGAAAGAAUAGAAAAGAUCAUUCGUGGUCUUUUAAAGCUUCAAGACAACAGGAGAUGUAUCAACUGCAACAGUUUGGGGCCACAAUACAUUUGCACAACUUUCUGGACAUUUGUUUGCACACGUUGCAGCGGGGUGCACCGCGAGUUCACACAUAGGGUAAAAUCUGUUUCAAUGGCUAGAUUUAGUGAAGAAGAAGUUAGUGCUCUGGAAGCUGGAGGUAAUGAGCGAGCAAAGGAAAUCUACUUGAGAGCAUGGGAUCCGUAUCGUAAUUCAUAUCCAGAUCCCAGUGAUCUUCACAGACUUCGGGAGUUUAUAAAGCAUGUUUACGUGGACCGGAAAUAUACAGGUGAGAGGGGCCGUGACCAGCUUCCCGUAGUGAAAACGAGUUUAAAAGAUGACUACGAGGAAAUGUACAGUCCUGGAGCCGGAAAUGGUGACAGAUGUUCAUCUGAAACAUACAGUCCAAGGAAAAGGAGUGAUGAUAUAAACUUGAGAUCAUAUUCCAAUAUUGAAGAUAGAAGAAGUCCCCGUAAUUACAACCAAGGUAAGAGGUCUAGCAGGGAGCGGAGCCUACCAACUCGCUUUGAAAUAGUUGAUGACAGGUUCCGAGAUGAUGGAAAUGGUGAUGUUAAGCGAUAUCAAUAUCAUAUAUUCUCAAAAUCAGAAUCCAGGCGCACAAGCAGCUCACCUAGUGCCCCUAAAAUACAUUCAAUUAAAGACAUUUUAGGUGACAAAGUUAUACCACUAGAGGUUGGUGAGUCUCCUAAACAAAGUGGCGGAGUUACUCUUGAAAGCUCUGCUAAUGAUGAGAAAAUGGUAAAGGAAAAGGCAGCUGCCAACAUUGGUAGCUUAAUUGAUUUAGAAACUGAACCUCAGCCUCAGCAAGAGACACAACAAACAGAUCCACCUAAAGAGCCCUCCAAUGCCUCAACUCCACCUACCUCAGCAGAUAAGGUUUCCAGUAUGAAUUUACUGGAAUCUUUGUUUAUUGACAUGUCAACUCCACCAGCUGUGUCGACUGAAAUUCCACCAGUUGCCACUGUAGCUUCAUGCAAUAACACUCAAACAGCUGGAGUUUCCCCUGUAGUUUCUAGUAGUUUUGGACCUACGGUGGCUUCGCCUGAGAGUACCGUUGCAUUGCCUGGACCAAAUGAUGCAAUAGCACCGCCGACCAAAAAUCUGCAUUCUGCAGUGCCCAUGGGGAUCAAUAGCUCCAAUGCUCAACAAAGUACUGCAUCAUUUGGAGCUGCGUAUGGUCAGCAAAGUACUUUGCAAUCUACAGGAAAUGCUGAAGCACCACCUACAAAUCCAUCAUCUCUUCCAUCUCAAGCGAUGACAGCUCUAAAUACUAGUCCAUCAAAUGAUCCAAAAUCUAUAGGAAGAAAAGAACUCCCAGCGGACCUUUUCACAAUGAGCUAUCCUCCACUUGCUGCAGCUGUUCCAGGUUGGCAAUUUCCCCCUCAUUCUGCAAUGGCGUAUGGCAUGCAAUACCAUCCGGCUGCAAUGGCAAUUUCAGCUCCCCCAAACUCAGCAAGAUCAAGAAAUCCAUUCGAUAUUGGUCAAGAUGGACCUCAAGUUCAAGGCCCAGAGUUCCCUUCCAUGUUACCUAUGCAAGCAGCACUGCCAACAAAUAUACAGCCUCAGCCACUUCCUUAUGCUUUGGCAAUGCCUCCACAGACAACUAACUAUGGGAUGACCAUUCCUGGAGGAGCAUACAUAGGGCAACAAAUACCAAACAACAUGGCCCUUGCCAGACCACAAGGGAAUACUAGCAUUGGCAAAGAUGACUCCGCCUUCGCUUCCCUAAAUCCUCUUCAACAGUCCAAUCCAGCGCCAGCUGCAUCGAAUAGUUUUUCAUCCGUGGGAGGAAAUCCAUUUGGAUAGUCGAAAAAAGAAACAUCAAACAUAUAUAUACAAGACCUCACUUGUUCCAGUUUCUUGAAUCCCACUCACAUGUAUCUUAGGAGAUGUUAGUUUCAGUCAGUCUGGUUUAAAUGCGUACAGCUAACAAGUAAUAUGAAACUGAAAGGUGUGCUAGCAGUUGUAUAUAUCCAGAGGCGGAUUUAGGAUUUUAACUUCAAGAGUUCUGAACUGACAAC
This is a messenger RNA of Lycium ferocissimum, 2399 nucleotides long. Its product is annotated as probable ADP-ribosylation factor GTPase-activating protein AGD14. NCBI's taxonomy places the organism in Eukaryota, Viridiplantae, Streptophyta, Magnoliopsida, Solanales, Solanaceae. The coding region runs from base 268 to 2184 and encodes 638 amino acids. The transcript has 13 exons. Gene Ontology annotation, molecular function: GTPase activator activity. The record is from RefSeq and is a predicted model, not a curated record.